Messenger RNA from Medicago truncatula (barrel medic), 2924 nucleotides. RefSeq lists its product as uncharacterized. Bases 131 to 2551 code for a protein of 806 amino acids. Gene Ontology annotation, molecular function: DNA binding. The record is from RefSeq and is a predicted model, not a curated record. NCBI's taxonomy places the organism in Eukaryota, Viridiplantae, Streptophyta, Magnoliopsida, Fabales, Fabaceae. The transcript is spliced from 4 exons.
UAGCUAUACCAUUUGAAAGAAGGGUGAAACUGUCAUUGGUGUCACGUUGAUUCAUGUAAGAAUCUAAUGCUAAAAUUUUUGUCUUAAACCAUUUUCAACUUCACAGUGAGCUAAACUGAAGAAGAAGAAGAUGAAGAUGAAGAUGAAGAAGGAAGAAGAAUCAACGGUUCAAAUGGAAUGUUUAACUUCAAUUGAUUCAACAACUCUCACACAUUCAGAGCUUCAAGCACUUUCUCUCUCUUCUCUCUCCUCCUUCGACCUCAAUUCUACACGCGAAAUCGUCACUCCUAAAAUCGAUCCAUCAACCUUCAACCACAGCGCUGGCUCCCACCGCACCUACUCCCGUCCUCACCGUCGAUGUCGCGUCGCACCUCCGCUUCUUCCUACUCCCACUCUCCCCUCCGACCACCGCAUCAUCAUCGAUUACCUCAAACAGUUCAUCAGAGAAGAUCCCAAGUUCGACACGGUCGAGCUUCGGAAUCCUUCAAUUCCUGAGGUGAAGGAAUUUCCAUUGGCAUUGCCUGCUGGUGAAGUGAGGAAGAGGAAGAGAGGGAGGAAACCUAAAGUGAAAGCGCAUUUGGAGGAAGAGAUUGUGAAUAAAAACGGUGUUGUGAUUGAUUUUGCUGCUUUAUCGGAGGUUGAGCAUCCUUUUGCUGCGGAGAUUGCGAGAAGGACGGAAGGGUUAAAGGAGGAAGAGGAGUUGUUAGGGUUUUUGAGUGAUUUGGUUGGGCAGUGGGGAAGUAGAAGGAGGAAGAGGAGGAUUGUUGAUGCUUCUGAUUUUGGUGAUGUGUUGCCUUUGGGAUGGAAGCUUCUUCUUAGUUUGAAGAGGAAAGAUGGUCGUGCUUGGAUUUAUUGCCGCAGAUAUAUAAGUCCUAAUGGACAGCAGUUUCUGUCUUGCAAAGAAGUUUCUUCCUAUCUGCAGUCUCUUUUUGGUCAUGCUGAUGCACAGUUACAAAUCACUCAAAGAAGUGAAAAUAUACUUCCGGAACUGAGAGUGACUACUGAAAAUGUAAGUAACCCUGCUGCUGCUUCUGUUGCCCGCAAGGAGCAGGACCAACGACAGAUUGUUGCCACUAACUCAGAUGCGUCUGGUUUGUCCGUCUAUAAUGAACGAUUCAAGGAAAUUGCCUUGUUGGAGAUGGAUAACCUUGCAGAUGUGCAAAUACGUGAUUUGUUUGAAUGUCACAAGUGCAGCAUGACCUUUGAUGAGAAGGAUGCGUAUUUGCAGCACCUGUUGUCUAUUCAUCAGAAGACGACGAGGCGGUAUCGACUUGGUUCAUCUGUUUCAGAUGGAGUUAUAAUUAAAGAUGGAAAGUUUGAGUGCCAGUUCUGUCAUAAAGUGUUUUUGGAAAAGCGUCGCUACAAUAGUCAUGUUGGGAUUCAUGUUAGGAAUUAUUUGAGGAGAGCUGAAGAUUUGCCGGGUCAGCCUAACGUCCUGGGAGCAGAAGAGUCUCCGGUCACGGAUGAGACACCUUCAAGGAUCACGAAGAUGGAUGCCCUCAUCGAAAUUGCUCAAAACUCUAUUAUAGAGGAUUCUGUCAGGGAACCAUAUUGUUCCUCUACACUAAAUACGAUACCUGUUUCAGAAAUUGCGGUUGGCGACUUAGAUGAAGAUAUAAAUGCUGAGUCUCCAUUCGGUGAACAGAAAAUGGAAAAGAGCUUGACUGGCACAAAUGUAGUUAGUGAUCUAAAUCAGCAAGGUAGUCCUCGUUUACCCAUGGAUGGAACAAUAGAGGAAAUUGAUGCUAAUAACCGAGUUGUUGAUGCAAAGAUGGUUAGUUUUCUAGAUAACAUGGGGUUGUUAUCUGUAAAUAAGAAAAAUGUCGAUGCACCUGAUACUUCUGAAGGUAAAGGUGAUGUGGCGCUGACUGUUGAAGGGUUUGAUCGUUCUGGGAGUGAACUGCAAGGAGCUUCUCAAAGUCCCUUGCUUCAUUCAUCUGGGAAUCACAUGAAACCUGGAUCCAAGAAGAGUGAAAAUUCUGGUUGCACUAAAACUAGGGGGGAUCUUAAACUUGAUGAAGACAGUAGCAAUAAGAGUGACUUGAAAAUUGGUUUAGAUAGCUGCAAAGAUGUACCUGGUGUUUCUAAUGUUCAUGUGACAGCAAUGCCAACUUCUACAGAAAAUGUGGUCCAAUCUAAGGUUUCUAACCCCUCGGUAUCCCCAGAACAAUCUUUGGAUUCUUUUUCUGCAUUCAGCUCCGACAAGGGGUUCCCGGAAUUGAGGUUAGAAGAUAUUGGUUCUCUCGAGUAUGAUUUUGCAAGUGUUCCAGGUUCUCUUGAUGUGUCAACUGAAUUGGCAAAUGACAUAGUGGUGCAAGGGACAUGUACAUCCUCAGCUCAUUCUGCAUCACAAGAAGUUAUGUUAAAUAUGGAUUACAAAAAUCAGCUCACAACCACAUGUGUAUGGUGUGGAAUAGAGUUUAACCAUGAUGCUGUUAAUUCUGAAAUACAAUCAGAUUCUGUUGGAUUCAUGUGUCCAGUUUGCAAGGCAAAAAUCUCUGGUCAAAUCAAUGUGUUGGACAGUGGAUCACCAAAUGCUGGCCAUCUUUAGACUGUUCAAUGAUCUUUAUAAAAAUCAGUAGCAGGAGUUGAUGUAGAAGAGAAAAUCCAGCUUUUGGAGUUGAUAGAGUGCUCAAUUAUGGGGCCUGCAUAGAUAUAUCGAAGUGUGGUCUCAAUUUAUUUCUCCUUGACUCGCUGUAUGUUGUAUUAUCACCCACAAUCCUGUUUAUUUGUAAGAAAACCGAUAUGAUCAUGUAGUAUUGUUUUUUGAAGUCUGUAUCACUGUUGUAAUUGUCUUAGCCUUGUAGGCCGUUCAAUGGAACUCCAUACACAACUAGUGUGUAAUGAAUGUAUCUGAUAGCUACAUCAAGUGAAAAUAUGAACAAGGCAAUGAAUAUAGUGACAGUUUAAAUUGCAUAUUAACA